Molecule: messenger RNA, 2094 nt
Organism: Clupea harengus (Atlantic herring)
Lineage: Eukaryota; Metazoa; Chordata; Actinopteri; Clupeiformes; Clupeidae
Source: RefSeq, a predicted model, not a curated record
AUCAUUAUCUAGUAUCUUCAGAUGUCCUUAACACAAAUGGUAACGUUAGCACUUCAAUGAUAGUUUGCAUGGAUAUUGGGGGCCCGUGAAGUGGAAUAUAAUCUGUCCUUUCUUACCGAGCAGAAUAACUCCGUUCACAUUUCUAGUGCUGGAAAAUAGUGUCUCCUUUUCUGUGAAAUGUUUCAAACAAUGCCGGCGUCCACGUGUAUGUUGUUUGCAUUCCACAGACUUCCGGUAAAGUUUUGUAACAUCGCCAUUGAACAAUUACAUCAUUCAGGUACAUAACGCUUACUAAUGGGAACCAGUCCCUGCUAGCUGCCGCAUGACAUUGACGUGACAAUUUUAUGUAAGGCUCCGUCCGACCUUCAUGGGUAAGCUACCGAUUUUGUAAGUUAUCUUAGCUAAAUAAAGAAUUGAGCAAACUUGAGCUUGUUACAAAUCAGCUCAGUCAUAUUUACCGCUUUGGCUACGAGUCAUCAAUAUAUUCACUAUGGACAGAAGGCUAACUUUAUUCCAUAUUACGAUUUGCUGUUGACGUUUGGUAAAUUAAAUAACACUGGGCAUAAUUGUAAAAGUUAUACGUUGUGACUCUGUACGAAGCAGUGUGUUACUGUGUUUUAUAGGGAUAAGCAUCUUUAACUGGUAAUGUAACAGUGCUGUAUCGAAACAGCGAAUUCUUGACUGCGAUGAAUCCGAUGCAGCGGUUAAGAGGCGAGGCGCUCUGGGGAAUGUGCGCCGCUGAUGCCAUGUCCAUGCCGGUCCAUUGGUACUACAGUGUGCGAGACAUCAAGAAAGAUUUCGACGGCUGGAUAACUUGUUUCAACCAGCCCAAAGAUAAACACCCUACGAGCAUCCUCACUCUCUCCAACGCAGCUGGAAGUGGGCGCAAUGGCUGGUCAAAAGGCAGCAAACCUCCAGUGGUUGGUAACAUCAUCCUCCAUGACAAGAUGAAAUACUGGACGACACCUGGAGGCAAUGUCCACUAUCAUCAAGGUCUGAAGGCAGGACAGAACACUCUGAAUACUCUGUGUGCCCUUGGUGUGGGGAGGAGUCUCACCUCGGGGAGAUUUAGCAGCAUGACCGAACCGCUAGCACAAGCUGCGGUCCUCGCUGACUAUGUGAAGUUUAUGACUACACCUGGUAGCCAUGACGACACCUAUGCAGAGUCAUUCCACAGGUCUUUCUUCUCUGAUUGGCAGGAGUCACGACCAACUUCACCAAGCAAGGUCCUUGAGUUUGCAGAAAAGCGAUAUAAGCAGAAGAUGAAUGCACAUCCCCCUGAUAGCCAGUUGGAUUCUAUCGGGUGCCUUCCAAUGACCAUCCCUUUCAUCCUGUUAUCAGCUUCAGACGAUGAAGAGAAAGCUGUGACUGCAUCACUUCAGUUCGUGCGGCUCACUCACCCACACCCAAGACUGGAGACAUUUGUGGCACUUUAUGCACGAGCACUGCAUGCUACACUGAACGGAGCAUGUCUGAAGCAGCAGGCCGAGGCGGCACUGAAAUCUCCCAUACUGGAUGUCUGGGAUGUCUGCCAGAGCUUCAUGCGCAGGGCAGCCAGGUUCCCUGUGGGUUCCGAGGAGAGAUUGAAGGUACAUCAGAGUGCUAUAGAGAUGCUUGGCCUUGCCUGCUACACUAAAGGUGCCCUGUGCAGUUUGUUUUACCUGGCCCAUGAGUUUCAUAGUGAUCUCCAUGGAGGGAUCUUGGCAAACACUAACUGUGGAGGAGAGAACUGUAACAGGGGGGCAGCGCUCGGUGCUCUGCUGGGCUCUCAGGCAGGCCACUUGGGGAAAUGUGUCCGUCAGGAGUGGAAAGAUGGCCUUCAAAAUGCUAAAGAACACAUUCCAGACAUACUUCAGAACCUAUUGUAACAUUAUUUGUCUCCGACUCCCAUGAUUGUCUUUCACUCGCACAAAUGAGUGUUUUGAGCCACCCUUAACUUGCGAGAGCCUGUAUCUUCACCUUCUGUUCCCAAUUGCUGCUCAUGAUUUAGGAUAUUAUGCCAUGGACCAUCAUAUCCUUACCAGUUAUGUACUGUGCCUGUGCAAUGCUUUUGUAUCAGUAAAUCUGCCUCAGUUGAAAGGUAUUGCUUGAGAA